This is a messenger RNA of Monodelphis domestica (gray short-tailed opossum), 3534 nucleotides long. RefSeq names its product mas-related G protein-coupled receptor member D-like. The record is from RefSeq and is a predicted model, not a curated record. Gene Ontology annotation, molecular function: G protein-coupled receptor activity. Lineage: Eukaryota; Metazoa; Chordata; Mammalia; Didelphimorphia; Didelphidae. Gene Ontology annotation, cellular component: plasma membrane. Gene Ontology annotation, biological process: G protein-coupled receptor signaling pathway.
GGGACUUUAGUGAGUUGAGUAAUAGGGACAUAGUGAAGCAAUAUCCUCUGGGGAACACUUUCUAAGUGCCUGGAGUCUGAUUGGCUAGUGACAUUUCCACAGGAAGCCACAAGGGCUUCUAUGUUGUCCAGAAAGCAUUUUUUCAGGCCUCACUUCUACCCAGAAGUUUCUGAAGGUUUCUCCAGAGGCAAAGGGCAACACAAGAUCCCCAAGUCCAUCGUUCCAGGAGUCAACAAGUAUAAGGUCCAUGAUGUCGUCUAACCUCAUUAUGGAGCUGAGCACCAUGAUCCCAACUCAUUCUGAAAUGCUCCAAAAUCAUUCUGACCAGCCUUCUGGGAACAGUACCUCACAUAACAGCACAAAUGAUGCUUUCGAUGAGUUUGUGAGAUGCCUUACCCUGUUCACGUGCAUUUGUGGAGUAAUAGGGAAUGGAAUUGUUCUCUGGCUUCUUAGUUUCCACAUUAAAAGAACACCCUUCUCAUUCUAUGUCCUCAGUUUAGCCGCCAGUGAUUUUACCUACCUCUUCUUGGAAGUCAUUUGGGUAAUCAAUUACCUGCUAUAUCGUCCGAUGUUCCAAAAUAUUGUCAAUUUAUUAACAAACAUGGGUCUACAUGUCACUUUCACAGUUGGUCUGGGCCUAUUGGCAUCAAUCAGCAGUCAGCGCUGUCUUUCUAUUCUCUUCCCAAUAUGGUACCGAAAUCAUCACCCAAAGAGGGGGCCUAUGGUAGUGUGCGGCAUACUUUGGCUUAUGUCUCUUCUACUAAAUCCACCCAAGGUUUACUACUGUGUGGUAAGGAUGGAAGAGCUGCCUCCUUCUGGCUGUGACCUAAUGAGUAAAUUAUCAGGGACACUGAUGCUUUCGAUGCUCAUAUUAAUGACUUUGUCCAGCCUGAUUCUCUUCAUCCGAGUCUUGUGGAGUGCCAAGAGAUAUAAGCCCAAAAAACUGGUCAUUCUCAUCCUGCUGACGGUCUCUGUGUUUCUCCUCUGUGCUGUCCCUCAUGGCAUCAAUCACUCGGUUUUCAAUUGGAGAGCGAUGUACAACCACACCUUCCAUGAGAUCUCCUACUUCCUGUCUUGUGUGAACAGCAGUGCCAACCCCCUCAUUUACUUCUUUAUCGGGAGCCUCAAACAUCAGAGACUGAAGGAGCCCCUCAGGGUGGUUCUCCAGAGAGCCCUGAGAGAUGACAGUGACCUGACUGAAGACAGAGGGACUUCAUCCAGAACAGAUACCACAUUGGAUGCUCCAUCAUGAACCUGCGUGACUUGCUGCAGAGACUUUGAAAGGAGGGACUCUGUUUCUGAGGAUUCUUUUCUUCAGCUUAACCCUAGUCCGAGCCUUUUCCUCACAAGAAAAGCAAAUAAAACUUUCCUUCUUAUUCAACCAAUCAAUGAGCUUAUUCAGUGUCUACUAUAUGCCAGAUACUAUGCUGGUUCUAGGGAUCCAAAGGAAAAAAAAGCAGGCAAGCCUUGCCUUCGAGCAGCUUAUAUUUUAUUAGGUCAGGCAGACAUGUGUGUAGAUAUAUCUGUAUAUGUAUAUGUCUCUACAUAUGUAUGUAGAUACAAAACAGAUGCGACAGAAAUAAAUAAAUGCAAAUUUGGGGAAGAAAAGGCACCAGCAGCUGGUAGGAUCAGGCAAGAUCUUAUAGAAGCUGCUGCCUAGAUGAAUCUUGAAGGAAACUAGGAAUUCCAAGAAGGGAAGUUGAGGAGGAAGUACAUUCAACAUAUAGGGAAGAGCCAGGGCGGAGUCAGAGAUACCAGGUAUAGCGUAUGAUCUGUGGGAGUGAUGAGGAAAUGAAUUCCAAGAAUGGGAGGAGGCAGUACAAAGGCAGGGGAGAGGGCGAUGCACCGUCAUGGGUGACAUAGAAUGAAUACGGGAGUUUGAUUCCCAAGAGAGUCUGGAAAGGGCAGGAAGCCGAUAGGAUCAUAGAUCUAUAACUGGCCAGGACUUGAGAGACCAGCUGGCCCAGUGCCCUCUCUAGAUACCUUAUUUAUGUGUUGAUGCACGUACUAGAUAGACUACGAAGGACGCGGAAUCCUAAUGAAGUGAUCGGUUCGUGAAGUUAGUUCAUUAGAAGUUAGAUUGAAGUUAGUGACUUGUCCAGGGUCACAAGGGAAUGUCAGCAGUUGGGUAAGUGAAGUGGAGGCAUGCAUGUCUGUGUUUUCAUAUUUGAUCUCCCUGGAGGCGACUUUCUCUUUGAUGGCUGAAGUGUUUGUUUGUUUUCUCUCAUCUGAAUCCUGGACGGUGGUAGAGUAUCUAGAGAGCCAAGACUCUGGAUACCAUCCUCUUGCCUAUGGAGCAGAAGCCCAGGCAAGCUGCAAAUGAUCUCAACAGAAGGAUGAGAUGAAUAAUACAUGUUGAUAUUAAUUGUUAUGGCGAUCAUAUUUAUAAGAUGCAAUGAUUGAUGUUAAUAAUUGAUAACAAUAGCUAGGCUUUAUAUACCCCUUUACAUUUCACAAAGGUCAUUCCUUAGGUUAUCCCAUUUUAUCUGUACAACAGCUUAGAGGACUCAGGUGCUUUUGUUAUCUGCAUUACAGAGGAGGAAACUGAGGCUUAGAAAAGUUAAGGGAAGAGCUUGCUCAUACAGCUAAUAAGGAUAUAUAAAAUGGGAGAUGCCGAGAAUGGAAGUGACUGGUCCAAGGCCAUACGUGGAGGAGUUAGCACAUUAGAGACUCAAACCAAAUCCAUAUAUCUUAUCAUGAGGAAAAAUGAAGACGUUUCUGGGCUUAUCUCUGAAAUGGAAGGAAAGGAAGAGCCGGCCUGCUCUCAUCUCUGCUUUCACAUUUCCUCAAACUUGUCCCUGUCCCGUGCCCCAGUGGGCUUGGUGGAUGUACAGGCAUUCCUUCUCCCAUCACCGUCUUCCCCCAUCAUGGCUUCAAUAUAUCAUGAAUCAACGUGCGAAAUGAAAUGGGGAGUUUUGGAGGUUUCGCAGAAGGUGCAGAAGACGCGUUAAGGUCAGCAGACGACACAGAAGGAGUUUAGUUCUUCGGUCUAUGGCCAAAUACUUGUCCCCAAUUUUACAAUAAAAAGAAAAGGAAAAACAGUGCAACUUUCUUCUCUGCUAUGAGGGGAGGCCUGAAAAAAUAUCCUGCUAACCCGGGUCAAGGGGCGCCACACGGAAGGCACACCCAGCCUUUUGUGUUCAGACCUGAAAGGCACGGAGGGGGCCAGAAAGAGCGUAUAUUGGGGGAUCUGGAGUAGAUCGAAGGGCGCAUUCAGUGAAGAAAAGAAAACCUGGACUUUUCCUUGAUGGUUUUUGUGUGUUUUCACAGCUGCUGGCAAUAGAUCUGUCAAGCUUAUGUCGCCAGAACUCUCCCUCUCCCACUCUAAAUGCACCCCGUUCUAGCACCCGACUCCUAGAGCAUUAGAACAUGGAACAGGGCUCCAAGAGCUCCAGGGCUCCAUGGAGGACUCCGCUAGGGACUUGCCGUCAUUCCUGUCAAGAGCAGCGCUAAAGCCUAUGUUGUUGCGAGCGCUUGUUCCUACGUUUUCAUCCCUCUCGUUGAUUGACAUAUUAAAAUGUUUGGGAAAACCAA